AGGUUGUGAUCACCCACUUCCCGCCAGAGCACGGCAAGGAAGAUUGGAUCCGCCUCAGCGUGGAGUACGGCGUGGAUUUGUUCGCCACCGGCCACGUCCACCAGCAGCAGGUGUUCCACAUGGAGGAGGAGAAUUUUCUGCGACCCACUGCCUACAUCAUCUCAGGUGGUGGUGGUGGUAUCACCUCAGAGAGCGAGCCGAGUGCGGACGGCGACGACGACCAGUAUGGCUUCAUGGACCUCACCCUGUCAAAGCACGAGAUCCGGAUCGAGGCCAUCUCCCACGGAGGGCAAAUGCGCAGCCAAGUGUGCGUGCCACAGCGGCCGCGGCGAGGGCUGCCUUUUGAGCCGGCCGUUCACCCGUCUUUGUGCGACCCGACCACGACGACCACAUCGACCACAAGAACAACCAGCACCAGCACGUCGACCACAGCGCGGCCCACCUCCUCCGAGACCACGACAGCAGCAGCAGAGGCGACAGGCGCCGCAUCAACCACUACAAGCGGAACGACGACGGUAGAGGGCUCCCCCAGGGCACAUGCGAAUGUGGCCGACCCUCCAGACAGCGAGGAGGGCCCCAACGUGGAAGUCCGCAUGGUCAUGGGCAAUCUGAUCUUUACCGGCUUGACUGCGAGGCAGCCGCUGCUGGCCUUGGUGGAGGGCGCGCUCCGGUCUGCGAUAGCGGCCGCAGCCGGCCAUGGCACACGUGCCGAGUCGGUGAGGCUGCGGCUGCUACCAGGGUCUGUGGUGGUGCAGGCAGCCAUCGCCCCGCCGAGCGGCGUCGCUGGCAGAGCGCUGCGUGAGCACCUCGCCAGGGGCCUCGACGACUUGAGGAGCAGCGCCGCCGCGCUGGUGUCGGGGGUCAGCGGCAUCGAGGACGUGUGCGUCGGGAAGCUGUACGUCGAGGCCUUGUCCGUGCUCCCGGGGCGCAGCGGCGACGCCCCGCCGGACAUCGUGCUGCGGCUGCUGGACCUCGACAGGGGGUCCCCCAGCCCACAGUUCUGGCGCGGCGCUGUGGCGGCCGUCGCGGGGCUGGCCCUGGCGCUGGCCGCCACCACUGCUGCCCGCUGCGCCGUGCCAGGCGCGGGAGCCCCCAAGCCCGACCACUGCGGCACCUACACGGUGCUCGACGGGUCGCGCGCGCACUGCGAGGUCCACGCCGGCGGGGCGGACCGUGCCCAGCAGGACGCAGUCGCCCUGGCGGAGCGCCUCCGUGGCCAGGCGUCCACCGCCGGCGGCCGCGACCGCGCGGCGUGCUGGCUGCAGGCGCUCACGGACAGCCUGCGCGGCCACCCCGACAGCCCAGGCGUCCAGGAGCACGGGUGCGGCGCGCUGCAGAACAUCUGCCAGGGCGACGGCGACGCGGGGCAGGCCCGAAGGAGGCGGGCGGUGGCGGCAGGCGGCAUCGAGCUGGCGGCCGCGGCGCUGCGCGGCCACGGGGGCGGCGCGGUGCGGGAGCAGGCCGCCGCCGCGCUGGCGCAGAUCUGCGCCUCGCCGGGCCCAGAGGCCGCGCUGUGGAGGGCGCGGGCGGCGGGGGCCGGGGCCCUGGAGCUGCUCGUGGCGUCGCUGAGCACGCACCCGAAGGAGGAGGGGGUGCAGCGGCAGGCGUGCCGUGCACUGGGGAGCAUCUGCGUCGGGGCCGACGAGGCGGGCAUGGCGCGGAAGGAGCAGGCCGCGACGGCGGGCGCCCUCGGCGCCGUGGUCGCGGCGCUGAAGGACCACAGGCACAACCCAGAGGUCCAGGAGCAGGGCUGCGCCGCGCUGCGGAGCCUCUGCCUCGGCUCGAGCGCCGCGGGCGUGGCGCGGAAGGCCCAGGCGGCCGGGCUGGAGGCCCUGGAGGCGCUCGUGGUGGCGCUCCGCGCGCACCCGCUGCGCGCGGAGCUCCAGCAGCACGCCUGCGCCGCCCUCACCAACAUCUGCGCCGGGUCGGACGAGCGCGCCGCCGAGCGGCGCGGGCGCGCCGCGGAGGUGGGGGCCAUCGAGGCGGUGGUGGCGAGUCUGCAGGCGCACGCGGCCUGCGCGGGCGUCGCCGAGCACGGCUGCCUGGCCCUCGGCAGCAUCUGCGCGGGCGUGGACGGCGGGGCCCCGGCGCGCAGGC
Molecule: messenger RNA, 2097 nt
Organism: Prorocentrum cordatum
Lineage: Eukaryota; Dinophyceae; Prorocentrales; Prorocentraceae
Source: the annotation of a GenBank genome assembly